CUCUGCUUCCGGAAGCUCAGCUCAAAAUGCUGAACUGCUUCUGGAAGUCGCUGGUGCUGUGGUAGUUGGAGUCUGUUCUCGGGCCUGAGCCUCGAGGCCAGGCUCCUGGGUGUCGUUAAUGUUCGGGGCCGCCGGGCGCCAACCGAUCGGAGCUCCAGCCGCCGGGAACAGCUGGCAUUUCAGUCGAACCAUGGAAGAACUGGUUCAUGAUCUUGUCUCAGCAUUGGAGGAGAGCUCAGAGCAAGCUCGAGGUGGAUUUGCUGAAACAGGAGAUCAUUCUCGAAGUAUAUCUUGCCCUCUGAAACGCCAGGCAAGGAAAAGGAGAGGGAGAAAACGGAGAUCAUAUAAUGUUCACCACCCAUGGGAGACUGGUCACUGCUUAAGUGAAGGCUCUGACUCUAGUUUAGAGGAACCAAGCAAGGACUAUAGAGAGAAUCACAAUAAUAAUAAAAAAGAUCACAGUGACUCGGAUGACCAAAUGUUAGUGGCUAAGCGCAGGCCAUCAUCAAACUUAAAUAAUAAUGUACGAGGAAAAAGACCUCUGUGGCACGAAUCUGACUUUGCCGUGGACAGCCUUGGGAACAGAACUCUGCGCAGAAGGAGAAAGGUAAAACGCAUGGCCGUGGACCUCCCACAGGACAUCUCUAACAAACGGACAAUGACCCAGCCCCUUGAAGGUUGUAGAGAUCAGGACAUGGACAGUGAUAGAGCUUACCAAUAUCAAGAGUUUACCAAGAACAAAGUCAAAAAAAGGAAAUUGAAAAUAAUUAGACAAGGACCAAAAAUCCAAGAUGAAGGAGUAGUUUUAGAAAGUGAGGAAAUAAGCCAGACCAGUAAGGACAAAAUGGACUACGAAGAGCAAAAAGUCUCAGACGAACUCAUGAGUGAAAGUGAUUCCAGCAGUCUCAGCAGCACCGAUGCUGGUUUAUUUACCAAUGAUGAGGGAAGGCAAGGUGACGAUGAGCAGAGUGACUGGUUUUAUGAGAAGGAAUCAGGUGGAGCAUGUGGCAUCACUGGGGUCGUGCCCUGGUGGGAAAAGGAAGAUCCUACAGAGCUAGACAAAAAUUUACCAGAUCCUGUCUUUGAAAGUAUCUUAACUGGUUCUUUCCCUCUUAUGUCACAUCCGGGAAGAAGAGGUUUCCAAGCUAGACUCAGUCGCCUUCAUGGACUGCCUUCCAAGAACAUUAAAAAAUCAGGAGGGACCACAACUUCAAUGGUGGGCACCCCGGGCCCUGUCAGUAACAAGAGAAUGGUUCACUUUUCCCCAGAUUCACAUCACCAUGACCAUUGGUUUAGCCCUGCCACUAAGACAGAGCAUGGCCAGCAUCAGCUUCUGAGAGAUAACCGAGCUGAAAGAGGACACAAGAAAAACUGUUCUGUGAAAACAGCCAGCAGGCAAACAAGCAUGCAUUUGGGAUCCCUAUGCACUGGAGAUAUCAAGCGGAGAAGAAAAGCUGCACCCUUGCCUGGACCUACCACAGCAGGAUUUGUAGGAGAAAACGCCCAGCCAAUCCUAGAAAGCAACAUUGGAAAUCGAAUGCUCCAGAAUAUGGGCUGGACACCUGGGUCAGGCCUUGGACGAGACGGCAAGGGGAUCGCGGAGCCAAUCCAAGCCAUGCAGAGGCCAAAAGGAUUAGGUCUUGGAUUUCCUCUACCAAAAAGCACCCCUGCACCUGCCACUCCCAAUUCAGGAAAAUCUGCCUGAGAAGAAAAACAAAGAAGAAAUGUUUUAUUUUUAUUUUAUAUAUAUAUAUAUAUAUAUAUAUGUACAUACAUAUGUACACAUGUAUAUGUGUACGUACAUAUAUACAUAUGUACGUACACAUAUAUGUGUGUAUGUAUGUAUAUGUAUGUACAUAUUUAUAUAUAUGUAUGUGUAUAUAUAUACAUACGUAUAUAUAUAUUCCAUUGUAUGUAUGUAUAUAUGUGUGUGUGUGUGUGUGUGUAUAUAUAUAUAUAUUCCAUUGCCCUAAUAUUACAACAUAGCUUCCGUUUUCGAAGCAGAAAUUGACCUUGCCUCAAACUCCUCACUCUAGCGUCCUGCGAAUGGUCCUGCCACAGUGAUAGAAAUGGGGUUCCCUCACAGUUACUGGUGCUAAAGUGAAAACCUUUACCUUUAAAAAUUUUUUCAGCAACUUCCAGUUAUUUCUAGGUAUAAAUAACAGCUUGUUGCCCCUAUUUAUUUUGAUCUCAUAGGUCAGUCAUUUCUAGCUGGAUUCAGUCAUUGUGUGUGCAAUGCCCAGGCAAACAUGAGACACCCACGUGUUUCUCAAAUGGGAUAGGCCAGAAAGGAUGUUGUUUCCUAUCACACCCAGAACUCCAAGACCGAUCAUCACGUCAAUGAAGUCCUAAGCAAAUCUUUGUUUGAAAGGCUUGCCAAUUUCACAUUCCUUGAAUCUGGCUUUUUCGUGAGGAUUCUGUAAUGGGGUGGUACCCAUUCAUCUAUCCUUGGACAGGGUAGUAUCAGGUUCACAGUUGACAAACAGUGAUUAAUGUUUCCCUCUGACAUUGUUGACCAAAACAAACCUCAUCAUUGUUAUCACCGGAGUGCCCUCAACAUGACUUGCGGAUUUUACCAAUUUUACCUCAUUUAGAACAUCAAAUAAUUAUUGAAAGAAAAAUGUAUUUUUUCAAUUCACCAUGACCGAACUGUAAAUUCUAUUCAUCUAGAUUUACUUCUACCUCUGUCUUCCCAAAGGUUGAUAUUUUUUUAGAUCAAUGCAACUGUAGUAAACUAAUUUUCAGUUUUAACCAUUGGAGUAACCUGUUUGAAUUAUUGAAUCGAUUUAUUUGAAAAUUUAAAUGGCUCUCCCAAGAAUUCAGAUCUCUGGCAGUGAUCCAACCCAUUUACAAGGUGAACAAGAGAAUGAAUGGUAAUGAUUUGCCCUUUCUAACAUCUGAGUAGUUACUUUAAAACCAAGCAAAAAACAAGUCAUUUUUAUUAUAUGCCUCUAUUGUUAUUUUUGAAUCAUCUGCUUUAUAAUGCCAAGGCUUCUAAAUUGCUCUUAGCUUAGAGGAUGAUGAUCUUCAUUAUUAAGGACUGAUAUCAUAUUUAUAAUGGCUUUUAUUGGUUGAGUAAAGGCCAGGGUAACACGUGUGAAUCACCUUUCUAAUGGAGUUUUGUAAGUUUUUUUAAGAGCAGUUUUAGGUUCACAGAAAAAUUAAAGAGAAGGUACUGAGACUUCUCAUAGGCCCUCUGCCCCCAAACAUGCACAACCUCCCCCAUUAUCACCAUCCCCCACUUGGGCGGGACGUUUGUUACAAGUGGUAAGCCUCCAUGAUACAUCAUAAUCACCUAAAGUCUACAGUUUACAUUACAGUUCACUCUGGUCUGGUACAUUCUGUAGGUUUGGAUCAAUGUAUAAUGACAUGAGUCUACCAUUAUAGUAUCACACAGCAGUUUCACUGCCCUGAAAAUCCUCACUACAUUCUAGUAGGUUUUAGAAAAUUUGUAAGUCCCCGAGUUUUUUAAAGUAGGAAGUAAAGCUUUAUGCCUAUAGUAGACCUUUCCCAGGUGGUGCCCUAACUGCCAGUUAGGGAAAAGAAAGUCAGCCUUCUAUUUGAGAGUCUCUAUGGUUUGCCAAACAUACAUGUUUAAGAAUUCUCUUCUUUCCUAGGGGUAUUGUGGUAAGAGGACAGUUUGGUUUAGGGAUUAUAGACUACCAGGUGAAUUGUUCAUUUGAGGCAUUCUUAUUGGAUAGAGUAACCCUAUUGUUUGAUUAUUUUCUACAAGUUUGUUUCAUAUAAAUUUGCCAUUUUUUUAAAAAAGUGCUUUUUGUUAAAUACUCAUUCUAGCUAUGUAAGGGGAGAAAUCUGGAGAUCAUCUAUAUACCAGGUUGAAACUUCUUAGAUUGUGUAUAGUGCUCUAGGAUCUACUCAAAAGAUUUCUUUAAAAACCCAUUGCCUGAAUUGUCUAAAAGCCUAGAAUUUUGAAAAGCCAAAUUUGGAGCCACUGAUAACACACAGUAAGGUUCUUGUGAGACUGGUCCCAAACUCCUAAUGUUCGAACCCUCAUAGUGAGGAAAAGCAGAACAUACCAACAUGGGGAAACUCCUUGAUUAAGUAUUGCAGUCUUUAUGAACGUUUUGUGUUGUUUCCCAUCUGGAGAGAUCCUAGUCAUCUGAAGCAGCCCCUCUGAGAUGCUCACUUACCUUGGGUAUUUUCCUCUAACACUCCCUCUUAAAAAGACCAUGUUUACAUUUUCAGCAAGCAGAAGAAAGGUCUUAAUCUUGACCUCUAGAGCCCUUUAUGUGUCUCUCAGAGGACUUAAAAUAUUUUUUAUGUUAUGGAAGUACCGUAAAACCUUGGUUUGCGAGCAUAAUUCAUUCUGGAAACAUGCUUGUCAUCCAAAGCACUUGUAUAUCAAAGCGAAUUUCCCCAUAAGAAACCAGGGAAACCUGGAUGAUUUAUUCCACAACCCAAAAAUACUCAUAUAAAAAUGAUUAUAAUACUGUAAUAUGAUACAAAAUAAUAAAGAAAAUACAAAGAAAAAUAAAUUACCUUUGAAAACC
Messenger RNA from Acinonyx jubatus (cheetah), 4511 nucleotides. It is a transcript of the gene GPATCH2, whose product is annotated as G-patch domain containing 2. The coding region runs from base 119 to 1705 and encodes 528 amino acids. The transcript has 10 exons. Gene Ontology annotation, molecular function: nucleic acid binding. Lineage: Eukaryota; Metazoa; Chordata; Mammalia; Carnivora; Felidae. The record is from RefSeq and is a predicted model, not a curated record.